AUGCUAGGAGAUCACACAGGAUCAAACCUGUACUCAACUUCCUGUUUUCUCUCCUUCUUCAGGGCCGCCACCUCCACCGAUGUGGUGGUGUCCAUCUGUGUCAUCUUUGCCAUGUCCUUCAUCCCAGCAAGCUUCGUCCUCUUCCUCAUCCAGGAGCGUGUCAGCAAGGCCAAGCACUUGCAGUUUGUCAGUGGCGUCAACCCGACCGUCUACUGGGUCGCCAACUUCGCCUGGGAUAUUGUAAGCUAUCUUCAUUACAGAAUUUAAUAGUACAGAAUUCAACUUUAUUGUCCAAUAGGAAUCGAAAAUGUGUCUUUUUGCUGUCUUAUGUAAUUCCCAACCCUCCGGACACCACACACAGCCACGGAGAAGGGCCCCUGGAACACAUUAGGUGUUAAGUAUCUUGCUCAAGGGCAAAACGGUAGUUGCCUGACUCUGCUCUAUGUUCACUACAUACUUCAGUCUGAGACUGCCAUCAUUGAAGUCGUUUGUGGCGACAUCAAAAUGAGGGGUGUUGUACAAAGUAAUCAGUGAUUGGAUCAUUUCUAACCAAUCAGAGUAUCAAAGCCAAUGACGCAUUUUCAAAACGCUGCUUUACCCACGUGUGUUCUGGCUCUGGCCCAACCCAUCAGUUUCUGAGACCAAUCAGUACGGUUAGAAUGUGUUUGCAUUCUAGAAAUCGUCAGAUCCUCACUCACUGCAGAGAAGAAACAAACGUCCGUGGGCGUGGCGUAGAGUUUUGCCGGAACAGUUUGGGUAGCAAGGCAACAAUGGCAGUAGUUGGCACCUGAGAUUCUGAUGCCAGCAAACCUCCGGUUUCUCCGCCAUCUCACCCCUAAUUGGUGUCCAAACCAGGGGGUACGCAAUGGCAUUCUACCGUCCACCAUGAGUAUCGAAACCCCAACCAAAUUAACUCUGGAUGUUGUAAUUGGUCGAGUGAUGAUUUUAAAUUAAAUUCAGAGGGAUAGGAAUAUGGUCACAAGUGAGACGUGUCGAAUAACCCACUAGCCUUUCCAUCAGUGCCACAUGAUGUGUCUUAGAUUGCUGUUACAGUGUCCAUAUUAUGACAGUCUGUCUCAGCACAUUAUUCAACACUAAGUAGAUUUGGAUAAGGAUACAUCGGAGUAGAUCAUCCAAAGGCUGUAUUGAACGAAUACUCAUCAGCGGCAUUAAUGGCAAAUGUACCUGUGAUUGCAAUGGCUGCUUGGAAGCCCAUGUCUGAGUAACUGUUAUUGGCUAGUGUUAAAUUAUUGAUACCAGCUGUUCCCAUUUGUUAUGCUCAACAAGCUUAGCAGUGGCAAACAGUGAUGCAAAGUGGUACAACAUGGGCACUUUCCCUCAGGCUUAAUAGCGGUAAACCGUCUAUCAGGUAACUCAGCACUAUUGGCCGUUAUGCUGGAGGAAUGAUUACAAAGUGAAAGACAAAUGUUAUUAUGCAGACAGUCGAAAGGUUUUAGCCAGGAGCAGUUACAAUUUGCAUAUAGUUCCCCAACAAUUGUAAUAUUUUACAACAGCAUUAUUAUUUUUUUAUGGAAUGCGGUCAAAAAGCUCUGUUAGAUGGUGAGCUUAAGCAUUUUCGCUCUCCCUGAAUGCUUCCCAAUGGUAUGUGUGACUAUGGUUCUCAUUUAAAUUACAGUGCCCUCCGUUAUUGGGACAGUGAAGCAUUCUUUCUUCUUUUGGCUGUAUACUUCAAAGGUUUUGAAUGUAGAUGCUGCCAUGAUUACAAAUAUUAUACCCCCCAAAAAAUGCUAACCUCCCCUGUUAUUGUAAAGGUGAGAGGUUAGCAUGUCUUGGGGGUAUGAUAUAUGUGUGUCUGUAGCUUUAUCACUUAUCAUUAUUCACGAUUCAUUCAGGAUUAUCUGUAAUCAUGGUAGCAUCCACAUUCAAAACCUUUGAAGUAUACAGCCAAAAGAAGAAAAAAUGCUUCACUGUCCCAAUAAUUACGGAUGGCAUUACGGAGAACUAUAGUCACACAUAGCACUGGGAAGCAUUCAGGGAGUUCACCAUCUGACAGAGCUUUUGGACCGCAUUCCAUACCAUUCCUUAAAAUAAAUUAGGCACAGAGGGAGAAAUGUGGAGGAGAAGUUUGAAAAUCAUAUGUUCUUUUUUAUAUAUAUGUAUUUUUUUUCCCACAUCGAUUCCUCAUUCCUAUUGCUGUAUUUAGCGAUUCGUUAGGCAAUAUCAUGAUAGUAAAACUAGUUUUUUAGAAUAUAAAUAUUUUUGUAUACUACAUUUUGGUACAUUGUGAGAUGGUUUUCAUUAGAUUUGUUCAGUCAGGCCAGCCUCAGUCCCGUCUCCUCAUAUGAAGGGGAAUAGAUUGCUCUCUUGCAAAUGAGCAAAUGAAAGAGGGUAGCUGGGAAAGCUAAUUAAAACCUAAUCUAUAGAAUUCCCAUUUACUGGAGUUCAACAUCUUUUCUUUCUUUCAGAGAGUGUAACUACAUAGUCUAAUAAGGGGUUAUACAUGUUUUAUUACAGUGUAACUACAUGGUCUAAUAAGGGGUUAUACAUGUUUUAUUACAGUGUAACUACAUAGUCUAAUAAGGGGUUAUACAUGCUUUAUUACAGUGUAACUACAUGGUCUAAUAAGGGGUUAUACAUGUUUUAUUACAGUGUAACUACAUAGUCUAAUAAGGGGUUAUACAUGCUUUAUUACAGUGUAACUACAUAGUCUAAUAACGGGUUAUACAUGCUUUAUUACAGUGUAACUUCAUAUUCUAAAAAGGAGUUAUACAUGUUUUAUUACAGUGUAACUACAUAGUCUAAUAAGGGGUUAUACAUGCUUUAUUACAGUGUAACUACAUAGUCUAAUAAGGGGUUAUGUGUGCUUUAUUACAGUGUAACUACAUAGUCUAAUAAGGUGUUAUACAUGCUUUAUUACAGUGUAACUAUAUAGUCUAAGGGGUUAUACAUGCUUUAUUACAGUGUAACUACAUAGUCUAAUAAGGGGUUGUGUGUGCUUUAUUACAGUGUAACUAAAUAGUCUAAAAGGGAGUUAUACAUGCUUUAUUACAGUGUAACUACAUAGUCUAAAAAGGUGUUAUACAUGCUUUAUUACAGUUUAACUACAUAGUCUAAUAAGGGGUUAUACAUGUUUAAUAAAGUGUAACUACAUAGUCUAAGGGGUUAUGUGUGCUUUAUUAAAGUGUAACUACAUAGUCUAAUAAGGUGUUAUACAUGCUUUAUUACAGUGUAAUUACAUAGUCUAAUAAGGGGUUAUACAUGUUUAAUACAGUGUAACUACAUAUUCUAAUAAGGGGUUAUGUGUGCUUUAUUACAGUGUAACUACAUAGUCUAAUAAUGGUUAUGCAUGAUUUAUUAGAGUGUAACUACAUAGUCUAAAAAGUAGUUAUAAAUGUUUAAUACAGUUUAACUACAUCGUCUAAUAAGGGGUUAUGUGUGCUUUAUUACAAUGUAACUACAUAGUCUAAUAAGGGGUUAAACAUGUUUUAUUACAGUGUAAAUACAUAGUCUAAUAAGGGGUUAUGUUUGCUUUAUUACAGUGUAACUAUAGAAUCUAAUAAGGGGUUAUGCAUGCUUUAUUACAGAGUAACUACAUAUUCUAAUAAGGGGUUAUUCAUAUUUUAUUACAGUGUAAUUACGUAGUCUAAUAAGGGGUAAUACAUGCUUUAUUACAGAGUAACUACAUAGUCUAAUAAGGGGUUAUACAUGCUUUAUUACAGUGUAACUACAUAGUCUAAAAAGGUGUUAUACAUGCUUUAUUACAGUGUAACUACAUAGUCUAAUAAGGGGUUAUACAUGUUUAAUACAGUGUAACUACAUAGUCUAAUAAGGGGUUAUACAUGUUUUAUUAGAGUGUAAAUACAUGGUCUAAUAAGAGGUUAUACAUGUGUUAUUACAGCGUAACUACAUGGUCUAAUAAGGGGUUAUACAUGUUUAAUACAGUGUAACUACAUAUUCUAAUAAGGGGUUAUGUGUGCUUUAUUACAGUGUAACUACAUGGUCUAAUAAGGGGUCAUACAUGUUUUAUUACAGUGUAACUACAUAGUCUAAUAAGGAGUUAUACAUGUUUAAUACAGUGUAACUACAUAGUCUAAUAAGGGGUUAUGUGUGCUUUAUUACAAUGUAACUACAUAGUCUAAUAAGGGGUUAUACAUGUUUUAUUACAGCGUAACUACAAAGUCUAAGGGGUUAUACAUGUUUUAUUACAGUGUAACUACAUGGUCUAAUAAUGGGUUAUACAUGUUAUAUUACAGUGUAACUACAUGGUCUAAUCAAAUCAAAUCAAAUCAAAUCAAAUUUUAUUGGUCACAUGCGCCGAAUACAACAGGUGCAGACAUUACAGUGAAAUGCUUACUUACAGCCCUUAACCAACAGUGCAUUUAUUUUAAACAAAAAAGUAAGAAUAAAACAACAACAAAAAAGUGUUGAGAAAAAAAGAGCAGAAGUAAAAAUAAAGUGACAGUAGGGAGGCUAUAUAUACAAUAGAAUAAAGUGACAGUAGGGAGGCUAUAUAUACAGGGGGGUACCGUUGCAUAGUCAAUGUGCGGGGGCACCGGCUAGUUGAGGUAGUUGAGGUAAUAUGUACAUGUGGGUAGAGUUAAAGUGACUAUGCAUAAAUACUUAACAGAGUAGCAGCAGCGUAAAAAGUAUGGGGUGGGGGGGCAGUGCAAAUAGUCCGGGUAGCCAUGAUUAGCUGUUCAGGAGUCUUAUGGCUUGGGGGUAGAAGCUGUUGAGAAGUCUUUUGGACCUAGACUUGGCACUCCGGUACCGCUUGCCGUGCGGUAGCAGAGAGAACAGUCUAUGACUAGGGUGACUGGAGUCUUUGACAAUUUUGAGGGCCUUCCUCUGACACCGCCUGGUAUAGAGGUCCUGGAUGGCAGGGAGCUUUGCCCCUGUGAUGUACUGGGCCGUACGCACUACCCUCUGUAGUGCCUUGCGGUCAGAGGCCAAGCAGUUGCCAUACCAGGCGGUGAUGCAACCAGUCAGGAUGCUCUCGAUGGUGCAGCUGUAGAAUUUUUUGAGGAUCUGAGGACCCAUGCCAAAUCUUUUUAGUCUCCUGAGGGGGAAUAGGCUUUGGGUUAUACAUGUUAUAUUACAGUGUAACUACAUGGUCUAAUAAUGGGUUAUACAUGUUUUAUUACAGUUUAAUUACGUAGUAUAAUAAGUGGUUAUACAUGUUUUAUUGCAGUGUAACUACAUGGUCUAAUAUGGGGUUAUACAUGCUUUAUUACAGUGUAACUACAUAGUGUAAUAAGGAGUUAUACAUGUUUUAUUAUAGAGUAACUACAUAGUCUAAUAAGGGGUUAUGUUUAUUUUACAGUGUAACUAUAUGGUCUAAUAAGGGGUUAUACAUGUUUUAUUACAGCGUAACUACAUGGUCUAAUAAGGGGUUAUACAAGUUUUAUUACAGUGUAACUACAUGGUCUAAUGAGGGUUAUACAUGUUUUAUUACAGUUUAAUUACGUAGUAUAAUAAGUGGUUAGACAUGUUUUAUUGCAGUGUAACUACAUGGUCUAAUAAGGGGUUAUGUGUGCUUUAUUACAGUGUAACUAUAUAGUCUAAUAAGGAGUUAUACAUGCAUCAUUACAGUGUAACUACAUAGUCUAAUAAGGGGUUAUACAUGUUUUAUUACAGUGUAACUAAGUAGUCUAAUAAGGGAUUAUACAUGUUUUUUUUACAGCGUAACUACAUGGUCUAAUAAGGGUUUAUACAUGUUUAUUGCAGUGUAACUACAUGGUCUAAUAAGGGGUUAUACAUGCUUUAUUACAGUGUAACUACAUAGUCUAAUAAGGUGUUAUACAUGCUUUAUUGCAGUGUAACUACAUGGUCUAAUAAAAUAAAAGGGGUUAUACAUGUUUAUUACAUGGUAACUACAUAGUCUAAUAAGUUGUUAUACAUUAUUUAUUACAGUGUACCUACAUAGUCUAAUAAGGGGUUAUACAUUGUUAUUACAGUUUAACUACAUAGUCUAAUAAGGGGUUAUACAUGUUUAUUGCACUGUAACUACAUGGUCUAAUAAGGGGUUAUACAUGCUUUAUUACAGUGUAACUACAUAGUCUAAUAAGGUGUUAUACAUGCUUUAUUACAGUGUAACUACAUAGUCUAAUAAGGGGUUAUACAUGUUUAAUACAGUGUAACUACAUAGUCUAAGGGAUUAUGUGUGCUUUAUUACAGUGUAACUACAUAGUCUAAUAAGGUGUUAUACAUUCUUUAUUACAGUGUACCUACAUAGUCUAAUAAGGGGUUAUACAUAUUUAAUACGGUGUAACUACAUGGUCUAAUAAGGGGUUAUACAUGCUUUAUUACAGUGUAACUACAUAGUCUAAUAAGGGGUUAUACAUGUUUUAUUACAGUGUAACUACAUGGUCUAAUAAGGGGUCAUACAUGUUUUAUUACAGUGUAACUACAUGGUCUAAUAUGGGGUUAUACAUGUUUUAUUACAGCGUAACUACCUGGUCUAAUAAGGGGUUAUACAUGUUUUAUUACAGUGUAACUACAUGGUCUAAUAAGGGGUUAUACAUGUUUAAUACAGUGUAACUACACAGUCUAAGGGGUUAUGUGUGCUUUAUUAAAGUGUAACUACAUAGUCUAAGGUGUUAUACAAGCAUUAUUACAGUGUAAUUACAUAGUCUAAUAAGGGGUUAUACAUGUUUAAUACAGUGUAACUACAUAUUCUAAUAAGGGGUUAUGUGUGCUUUAUUACUGUAUAACUAUAUAGUCUAAUAACGGGUUAUACAUGCUUUAUUACAGUGUAACUACAUAGUCUAAUAAUGGGUUAUGCAUGCUUUAUUAGAGUGUAACUACAUAGUCUAAAAAGUAGUUAUAAAUGUUUUAUUACAGUGUAAUUACGUAGUCUAAUAAGGGGUUAUACAUGUUUUAUUACAGUGUAACUACAUGGUGUAAUAAGGUGUUAUACAUGUUUUAUUACAGUGUAACUACAUGGUCUAAUAAGGUGUUAUACAUGCUUUAUUACAGUGUAACUACAAGGUCUAAUAAGGGGUUAUACAUGGUUUAUUACAGUGUAACUACAUGGUCUAAUAAGGGGUUAUACAUGGUUUAUUACAGUGUAACUACAUGGUCUAAUAAGGGGUUAUGUGCUUUAUUACAGUUUAACUACAUAGUCUAAUAAGGUGUUGUGUGCUUUAUUACAGUGUAACUACAUAGUCUAAUAAUGGGUUAUGCAUGCUUUAUUAGAGUGUAACUACAUAGUCUAAAAAGUAGUUAUAAAUGUUUUAUUACAGUGUAAUUACGUAGUCUAAUAAGGGGUUAUCCAUGUUUAAUACAGUGUAACUACAUAGUCUAAUAAGGGGUUAUGUGUGCUUUAUUACAGUCUAACUAUAUAGUCUAAUAAGGGGUUAUACAUGUUUUAUUGCAUUGUAUCUACAAGGUCUAAUAAGGGGUUAUACAUGGUUUAUUACAGUGUAACUACAUGGUCUAAUAAGGGGUUAUACAUGGUUUAUUACAGUGUAACUACAUGGUCUAAUAAGGGGUUAUGUGCUUUAUUACAGUUUAACUACAUAGUCUAAUAAGGUGUUGUGUGCUUUAUUACAGUGUAACUACAUAGUCUAAAAGGGGGUUAUACAUGCUUUAUUACAGUGUAUCUACAUAGUCUAAGGAGUUAUACAUGUUUUAUUACAGUGUAACUACAUGGUCUAAUAUGGGGUUGUGUGUGCUUUAUUACAGUGUAACUUCAUAGUCUAAAAGGGGGUUAUACAUGUUUUAUUACAGUGCAACUACAUGGUCUAAUAAAGGGUUAUACAUGUUUUAUUACAGUGCAACUACAUGGUCUAAUAAGGGGUUAUACAUGUUUUAUUACAGUGUAACUACAUGGUCUAAUAUGGGGUUAUACAUGUUUUAUUGCAGUGUAACUACAUGGUCUAAUAUGGGGUUAUACAUGUUUUAUUGCAGUGUAACUACAUGGUCUAAUAAGGGGUUAUACAUGCUUUAUUACAGUGUAACUACAUGGUCUAAUAACGGGUUGUGUGUGCUUUAUUACAGUGUAACUACAUAGUCCCGUGUCUAAUAGUCAUCGUCAUCUUCCUGUGCUUCCAACAAAAAGCCUACGUGUCCCUUCCUAACCUACCAGCUUUGAUUCUGCUACUGGUAAUGUAUGGGUAAGUAGCACCAAAAUUAUAUCCAUAUGUUUAUGUGCUGACUUACCCAGUUCAAAUAAGUGUUCUAUGGAGUUGUACUAUGGAUGUAAUGUUCAUAUGGAGCAAGAAGUUUGAAAUGUUUGUAUUGCGGUACGAAAAGUUGAAAUUGACUUAUUAGAUCCUUGUUAUGCCCACAUAGUGCACAGUCAGCGAACAUCUCAUGCACUCUACAAAUAAUAUUUGAGUGUUGUUCAACUUCAAAUUGACCCGUUUUCCAUAUAGUAUGCCACAGUCAAUACAGUCCAGUGAGCUCCAAAAGUAUUGGGACAGUGACACAUUUGUUGUUGUUUUGGCUCUGUACUCCAGCACUUUGGAUUUGAAAUGAUACAAUGACUAUGAGGUUAAGGUGCAGACUGUGUCCUUCACGUCUGUAUACCCCUCUUCAUGUAUCUCCCCCUGUCUCAUUUAGUACUGUGCUGUUUAAAUAGUAAAGUAUGAAAGAUGAUGCUAUUCACUUAACCGUCUGUGUUUUCAGGUGGUCUAUCACACCCAUGAUGUACCCAGCCUCGUUUAUCUUCAGCGUCCCCAGCACGGCCUACGUGGUGCUGACCUGCAUCAACCUCUUCAUCGGCAUCAAUGGGAGCGUGGCCACCUUCGUCAUGGAGCUGUUCGCUGAUGAUGUAGGUGAUGCGUGUUGCCUCUUUCCUAAAUCUUCAUGUGUACGGUGUCCAUAUUAG
Molecule: messenger RNA, 8791 nt
Organism: Coregonus sp. 'balchen'
Lineage: Eukaryota; Metazoa; Chordata; Actinopteri; Salmoniformes; Salmonidae
Source: the annotation of a GenBank genome assembly